GUCAAAGUCCCUGAGCAAACCUCUCGGCAGCGCCAACUAUCAGGCCCUCCUGUGGACUCACAAGGCGAGCAACGCCGGAGUAGCGCCAGGCAAGGCUGCUCGUCCGGUGGCAAAGUUGUCCGGUGGUGACUCUGCGUGCGUGCUGAUCAGGGUCUGUGAAGACAGCUGAGCAGUAGGCUGUGCUGUGCCUUGUGGUGUGCGUGCGUUGUGCACCACCCCAUGGCAGCUGCAGCUGUGAGUCAUCGCGGGAUGAAGCGUCCGGUGGAUUUCUCUCAAGUUUGUGGGGAGGACGGGGACCACUGGCAUGACGAUCAUGGCGUGGGGGGUGCGGUGUCGCCGCCGUCAGGUGGGGAGGGAAGGAGGGAGGGAUGGAGAGAACGGGAGAUGGGGAAGAGACCACCUGUCGUGCGUUGCGUUGGUUGCACCUGCUGUUGUUGGUGUGCAGGAGGGAUGGACAAACGUCACCAUUCCGAUGGCGACUUGAGUGCGUGGGGUCACAUGGGGCUGCCCGUCGGCGAGCAGAUGGUCGGCGAGACCCCACGGUGUGCUGCGGGUGCGGCGUCCUCUUCACCCAGAUACGACAUGGGCUCGUCCGUCCCUCCCCCUCCCCCUCCCCCCCUUCCAUCCCUGCCCCUCAUGGCCGAUGAGGGCGGCCACGGCCACCCUACACACCCAAUGGCUGAUGCGGCUGAGGACCACGAGCUGGCCAUCCCGCCCAACAUCAUCGCUGAGGCCCUCCUGCGGUGUCUGCUGGACCACACCAAGCCGGGCAGCCCUCUGGGGAUCCAGUGGAUGCCCGCUGACACCGCCAUGGGGGCGGCCGGCGGCUGCUUUGUCGUACAGAUAGAACACGCCGACCAGCUCUAUGACGGCGGGGUCUUCAAGCCACCCACACUCGCCAGAUCAGACAUCGAGGCAUCCCUCAAACAGGUCAGCCAGUCAAGAGGCGGAUGGCGGUCUCCACGGGGCUGGAAUAGAAUAAGACGUCUUGUGUGUUUGUGCGUGGUGUGUGUGCAGGCGUUGUCGAGUCGCAAUCGGCUGUUCUCUGACGAGUCCCACUGGAUCGACCCCUCCCGUGUUGGUGUGCGCAAGGACGGGAUGCCGAUCCCCUGGCCGAUUGCGUCGCAGUGGACCCAGAUGGCCACCAACAACUACCACUCGAUGCCCCCGGCCCUUCCCAUGUCGCCCCCCCACGGCCAGCCGUGCAUCCCUCUCCCUCCCCCCGCCCCCAUGCACCACCUGCCGGUCAUGUCGCCCACCCACCUCCCCCUCCCUCCCCUCCCCAUCCCCCUGCCGAUGCUGCCCGUCCUCCAGCGGCAGCAGGGGGGCAUCGGCGGGGGCGGUGGGCCUCACCACCCACAGAUGCGCCGCAUCAUGCCGCUGGUGCCACCCAAUCACAGCAACAUGGGGCAGGGUGGGGGUGCACCCCCAUGGCCAUUCGACACACUCCCGGAACAUAUCAACAGUAAGCACAGCACCUACCUAUCAGAUCUGACACGCGUCUCGUUUGUGCAUUGCAUUGGUGCCCUCCCCUCACUUGUCUGUCUGUCUGUCUGUCUGGAUCAGAUCGUGCGUUGAGUGACGACGAGGUGGUCGAGUACGCGCGUCAGCUGCUGGACGACGCCCGCAGCCGCGAGGAGGGCCCCGGUUUGAAUGUGUCGUGGGACAAGCGGUCCAGGGCCUUCAAGCUGUCAUUGAGGGACCCGAAGUUUCGACUCUUCCGUGAGUUCCGCCCGGCGGAGAAGACCGUCAAGGGCGUCUGUGAGGCGCUGGCCAAGGCACUCAAGCUGCGGGACGAUGCCAGGGCCGGCAGGCUCACUAACCAGGCCGGAGGGCCACACAUUCACUCACCCAGAGGCAACCCAAGCAGAGGUACGUACGUACGUAUGCACGUACAAACGGCACCUACACACCACACCAUACCAGACCGACGGGAACUUGUUUGUAUGCUUGUGGGGCUUGUGGAUGUCUGCCUCUCUGUCUUGUCUUUGUGGCGCACGUAUACAUCCAUGCAGCGAUGCCGCGGAUGCCGCCAGCAGUGUGUGAGCCGCCUUCCAUGGGGCCCCCGCCCAUCCCGGUCGACGUAUCCGCAUUCGCAGACAGCACGCGGGAAGAAAUCGCCGGUGGGUCGCUCAAGCGCCCACACUACACCCCUUUCAAUGGCACACGCACCUAACCUGAAAAAAUACCUGAACCGAUGGAUGUGUUGCUUGCAGCGAAAUUUCCAGCGGCGUUUCGUCAGCUGACUCCAUCCGACCUUCGUCAGGCGGCUCAGGUGCUGUUGAACCGGCUGCGUGCGCAGUGCUCGAUGGAGGAGUGCGGCGUGGGAGAGGGCCGGAAGGGCGGGCUGGGGAUCAACCUGCAGACACAGACGACCAGUUUCGCCGUCAACAUCCAGGUGGGCGGCAAGACCCACUACGGCGGCUCCCACCACCCCCCCUCACCGACCUUUGAGGGCAUCGUCACGGCACUCAAGGCCGCCGUCGGAUCCAGAAACAACCUCACACACUCCCUCGGGUAGGUAGGGUAGGGGACACACAACACACCCAACUCAGUCAGUGCUGACAGGAGCGGCCGGGCUGGGGGCAUCGAUACAUCGCACAGUCUGUCUGACCAAAACACGUGUGUGUGUGUUUUUGUGUGUGUGUGUGUGUGUGUUCCUGUGUAGGAUGCCGGGUUUCAUCCCCAUGGUGCGUGUGGAUCAGGCGUGGAUAGCGCUGCUCGAGGACAAACAGACCGUCGACCAACAACACGACACACAGCCUCAAACAGAACGGGUCAGUGAGUGAGUGAGGCCCACACCCAGGCGGACAGGCAGAGCAGGCAGCCACUAUCAAAUCGAUGGACGAUGGAUUGAGCAGCUCAUCUGUAUGGCGGGUGGUGUGUUGUGUUGCGUGUGUCGUGUUGUGUGUGUAUGUCAGGCGGCUGGGCUGCCCCAGGCGUGACAGCCUCCUGGAUGGAUGGAUAGCUGACUGAAGCCAGUCGGGUCCGCCACCAGGGAGGGCGCAACCAAGGGGCUUGCUUGGCGUGUCAGUGUUCUGUACAAAGGGCGACGAGCGCCUACCUGCGCACGCUGGUUGGGUGGCUGGCUACUGUCUAGUGUGUGUGUGUGUGUGAGAGAGAGAGAGAGUGAACAGCUGUGUGUUUUUCAGGAUAGAUGUAUUGGUUGCUGCUGGCUGGCACACAAGUAAUACCCAACGUUUCCAUCCAACCAUCAGAUGGAUGGUGCCUAUCUAUCCUAGACAGAUCCUAUCUAUAUAGUACUAAUAUAGAGAGAGAGGGUGAUGUAUGUGUCAGUCUCGGUGAGUCACUUUUCCAAACUAGGCAAGGCAAGGCCAGCUUACUAAGUAAUUAAGCGGACGGACAAGAGGGCGAAGGCACGCAUGUAAGUGGAUGGAUGCCUUCAUGCCUGCCUGCGUGAGUGCCAGCACGUGUGAGCGGGUGUGGGGUGUGCAGGUAGGGCGAUAUAUGGGUGAGAGAGAGAUUGACGCUGACUCUGGUUUCU
Messenger RNA from Vitrella brassicaformis, 3505 nucleotides. The record is from the annotation of a GenBank genome assembly. NCBI's taxonomy places the organism in Eukaryota, Vitrellaceae.